Molecule: messenger RNA, 993 nt
Organism: Trypanosoma cruzi
Lineage: Eukaryota; Euglenozoa; Kinetoplastea; Trypanosomatida; Trypanosomatidae
Exons: 1
Coding region: 1-993 (330 amino acids)
Cellular component (GO): cytosol
Source: RefSeq, a predicted model, not a curated record
AUGGAAAACAAGAAAAAACACGACAUGGCGGCGCCGUACACGCAGAAGUUGGAGGAUGUUGCCGGGGACAACUUUACUCCGACUGUGAAGUCAUACAAUAACCAAACUUUUUUGCAGAGUCCUCAGGGGCGGCUGAUUCGUAUUCUCUGCGAGCUUGAGGAGCCUGCGUCGCGGCUGCGGAGGCACAAGGUGCGUUCCACCGUGCUUGUUUUUGGAAGUGCGCGUGCCAUGACUACCGCGGAGCACGAACGUACGAGGGAGAAAUACGAGGCGUCUAUCGCUGCAGCCGAGGACGAUGCGGCAAGGGUAAAGUUUCAACAGGAACUGAACCGCUUGCAGAGAACGCGAUGGAUGUGUGAGUGGAUGGACAAGGUGCAGGAGUUGUCACGUAGGAUUGCCGAAUUUGCCGUCCACAACAAGGACCUCAUCAACGCCUCCUUCACACAUAUCCCGGACUACUUCCGCCCCACCCUCAGCGAGGUGAACAAAGACGCCUCCACGACGACUUCAGAGAAUGAAUUCCUUGACCUUGUUAUCACAACCGGCGGUGGUCCCGGUUUUAUGGAGGCUGCCAACAGGGGGGCGGCGUCUGUGGAGGGCGUUGAAACGAUGGGCAUGGGCAUUUCCCUCCCCUUUGAGAAGGGCCUCAACCGAUACAUAUCUCAUGGCCUGGCAUUUGAGUUUCACUACUUUUUCACACGCAAGUUUUGGAUGAUGUACUCAUGUCGCGCCAUUUUCAUUGCGCCAGGUGGUUUUGGAACGUUGGAUGAAAUGUUUGAGCUGCUCACCUUGCGACAAACCAAGAAAAUUCCGGAUCUUCCCAUUGUCCUCCUUGGCAGCAGUUUUUGGAGGACGGUAAUCAACUGGGAGGCGUUGGUGGAGUUUGGGACGGUGUCAAAGGAAGAGAUUGACUCGCUUUGCUUUGCGGACACGGUCCAAGAGGCACUUGAAUUUAUUAUGGGCUUUUUCUUGGAGCAGGCGGAAACCCUUUAA